This is a messenger RNA of Paramecium sonneborni, 369 nucleotides long. Lineage: Eukaryota; Ciliophora; Oligohymenophorea; Peniculida; Parameciidae. The record is from the annotation of a GenBank genome assembly.
AUGAAUUAAUUACAUUUUAUCCUCCUUUUAGAGCUGCUGAUCUUAUAUCUGAUAUCUUUAAAUAAGAAAAUUUAAGCAGGCUAUUAUGAACCUAUUCCAUCUAAAUAUAAUUCGGAUCUAUAAGAUAUUUUAAAAUUACUUUUAUAAGUUGAUCCAAAUGAAAGACCUAAUUGUGAUUAAAUUCUUAAGAAUCCUAAAGUUAUUAAAGUUAGUUAUUAGUAGAAGUAGAAUAGAAUGGUAUUAAAUAAGCUAAAUAUUAUAAACUAUUAAGCUUCCAAUCAAUUUAAAAUAAUUAAAAGAUAAUUUACCAUAAUCAAAAUAUUAAAAUAGAAUGAAAAGAUCUCAUUGAUAAUAAAGAAUCAAAAUUGA